This is a messenger RNA of Mugil cephalus (flathead mullet), 1977 nucleotides long. Its product is annotated as leukocyte elastase inhibitor-like. The record is from RefSeq and is a predicted model, not a curated record. Gene Ontology annotation, molecular function: serine-type endopeptidase inhibitor activity. Lineage: Eukaryota; Metazoa; Chordata; Actinopteri; Mugiliformes; Mugilidae. The transcript is spliced from 10 exons. Bases 131 to 1387 code for a protein of 418 amino acids. Gene Ontology annotation, biological process: negative regulation of endopeptidase activity.
CUGCGACUCCGGAAGUUCUUUUCGGGGUGUGUCUGGUUUGUAAAUAAUAAAAGGGAGGCGUCAAGGUAAAAUUUUCCUGUGACGGAAAGACUCCUGACACUUGCAGCCUCGGGUAAAGCUCGACAACACAAUGGCAUCUCCAUCUCCUCUGACCAAGGCGAACACCUCCUUCUGCUUGGCUCUGCUCAAACAGCUGGGCGACAACGACAAGGCUGCUAAUGUCUUCUACUCCCCGUUCAGCAUCUCCUCGGCCCUGGCUAUGGUGAUGCUGGGGGCCAGAGGCAACACGGCCGCGCAGAUGUCAGAGGUUCUUCGCUUCACUGGGGUAGAGAAGCCGAAGGAAGGAGGAGCACAGCAGAUGCAGAUGCAACAGCAGUCUUCUUCUCAACUGCCGCAAAUUCUGAAGUGCCUGAAAAACAAGGAUAGCGGAGACGGCGUCCACGCUAGCUUUGCCCAGCUGAUCGCCGAGCUCAACAAGUCAGAUGCUCCGUAUGCCCUCAGUGUGGCCAACAGGCUGUAUGGGGAGCAGUCCUACCAGUUUGUUGAGGAGUUCCUCGGGAAAACCAGGAAGCAUUACAAUGCAGAGCUGGAGAAAGUGGACUUCGCUGGAAACGCAGAAGCAGCCAGGCUCAACAUCAACAGCUGGGUGGAGAAACAGACACGAGAUAAAAUUAAGAACUUGCUGGCCUCAGGCGUGGUCAACAGCAUGACCAGGAUGGUGCUGGUCAACGCCAUAUACUUCAAAGGAAACUGGGACAGGCAGUUUCAGGAGAGCGAAACACAGGAUGCUCCAUUCAGACUCAGCAAGAAUUCCACCAAGCAAGUGAAGAUGAUGCACCAGAAAGCCAAGUUCCCUUUGACCUACAUCGCUGACGUUUCCUGUCAGGUUCUGGAGUUGCCUUACAAGGAGAAGGAGCUCAGCAUGCUCAUCUUUCUACCCAUGGACAUAGAGGACAGCACUACAGGUCUGGAGAAGCUGGAAAAGGCGCUGACCUACGAGAACUUUGUGGAGUGGACCCGCCCUGACAUGAUGGAUACAGGCGAGGUCCAAGUGGGCCUGCCCCGGUUCAAGUUGGAGGAGAAGUACGACAUGAAGAGUGUCCUGGUCAGCAUGGGCAUGGAGGACGCAUUCGACAUGGCGAGGAGCGACUUCUCUGGCAUGUCUCCCGGCAACGACCUGGUGCUCUCAGAAGUCGUCCACAAGGCUUUCGUGGAGGUCAACGAGGAGGGAACCGAGGCCGCUGCCGCCACUGGCGCCAUCAUGAUGCUGCGCUGCGCACCCAUGCGUCCGUCCAGUUUCAUCGCCGACCACCCCUUCCUCUUCUUCAUCCGACACAACCCCAGCAUGAGCGUUCUGUUUGCUGGCCGCUACUGCUCCCCGGAGUAAGCGCUACAUCGGUUGUUGUUUUCUCAACUGGAGGGAGGUUACUGAACAUCUCAAAUGCAAUCAAAUAAAAUCACUGGAGGAAUGUUGAGAAUAACUAAGCUUGCCAUUGCUAAUCACACUCUGAGUUACCAUCAUACACUCUCCGCAUCAGAAUCAUGAGUAAAAACUGUUGGAUUUUUUUUUUUAAACUGUGGCUCAGUAAAUUUGAAGUGCCUUUCUGGAGACUGAGUUCAUGCACUGUUUAACCGAGAAUCUGUUAUCUUUAUGUCUGUAAAACAUGUACCACCCUAUUUGCUGCAGCCUGUCAUCCUACAUUAAUCUACCUACACUUGGAAAGUCUAGUCAGCCUUAUCUUGCAUCUUACGCCCUGUAAAAGAAUUUAUGACUUUUAACCGUAAGUGCAUUUUGUUUCAAUGUGGUCUGCACUUUAUCUACAGAACAUGCAGUUCCCUGGCUUUGUGUCUUUGCAUUUAACCAAAAAGAUGCAUGUGAUAAAAUCACAGCAACACUUACAUGUGUUCUUUCUGUGAAGUGAAGUUGUAUGUAUCCUCAUGUUUUUACACAUGGAAUAAAAGUGUGUGGUUUGCAAA